Messenger RNA from Olea europaea var. sylvestris, 5922 nucleotides. Its product is annotated as 1-phosphatidylinositol-3-phosphate 5-kinase FAB1B-like. Gene Ontology annotation, molecular function: metal ion binding; 1-phosphatidylinositol-3-phosphate 5-kinase activity; ATP binding. Lineage: Eukaryota; Viridiplantae; Streptophyta; Magnoliopsida; Lamiales; Oleaceae. Gene Ontology annotation, cellular component: endosome membrane. The coding region runs from base 337 to 5616 and encodes 1759 amino acids. The transcript has 11 exons. Gene Ontology annotation, biological process: phosphatidylinositol phosphate biosynthetic process. The record is from RefSeq and is a predicted model, not a curated record.
GAUAUGGGUCACCAUUAACAGCAAAUUUCUUAUUUUUCUAUCAAUCUUUUGAUGGAAGGAUACAAUUAAGCCCUUGGUUGUCAACCAUUCUUCCAUAGGGUAUUAUUCUCCUGGUUUACUCCUGUACUCAUUGACUUAGGGUAUUAUUGACAGAAUUUUAAUUGCACUUUUUUUGGAAAUUUGGGAAUUCUUGAGGAAUUCAUCAAGAAUUUGUGGCUUUGGCUAUAAUUUGGAUUGGACUUUUGUGAUUUUUCCGUUUGGUUCUUCAGGGGAUUGGAUGUGAGAGUAGUAAACGGAUGAGAACAUCACAAUGAUAGGGAAAGGGGCACCAAGUCAAUGGAUGCCUCAGAUGGGACAUUUUCUGAUAUAGUGGGUUUACUGAAAUCGUGGAUCCCUGGACGGUCCAAGCCAGUUAACGUGUCCAGGGAUUUUUGGAUGCCCGAUCAGAGUUGUAGAGUAUGCUAUGAAUGUGAUUCACAGUUCACCUUGUUUAACCGUAGGCACCACUGUCGACUUUGCGGCCGAGUUUUCUGCGCCAGGUGCACUUCAAACUGGAUCCCCACAUCACCUAGUGACUCAAAGACACCACGAGAAGACUGUGAUAAGAUUAGGGUCUGCAAUUUCUGUUUUAAGCAAUGGGAACAUGGAUUGACGGAGACAGUUGAUAAUGGGAUACAUGUUGCCACCAUGGACCUUAGUAUUACUUCUCCUUCAGCUACUAGUUUUAUCAGCACCGGGUCUAGUGGAACCUUUGAUAGUAGUAACGUUACAUUUGCAUCAUUGCCACAAUCUACUGGACUGAGCCCACGUCAAUCAGCAGCGGUAAUGGAAAAGACUACAGAAAAUCAAAGUGUUGCAGCAGCAAGUAGCAACGAGAAUCCUGUAGACACAAUAGAUAGGGAUCAGUCUCCUGAACAAUUUGAAUUUUGCACAAACAGCUUUGAACAUUAUUCAAUCAGAAGUGAUGGUUAUGAAGAAGAGUUUGGAGUUUAUCAGUUAGAUUCCGAAAGAAGGCAUUUUUCCCAAGUUAAUGACUACUAUGGUCCGGUUGAGUUUGAUGAUAUUGAAAAUGACUACGAAUCGCGCAAAGUGGAUCCUGCUGGCGUCGUUGAUUCAGAAAGUAUGAGCAUCACUUUGUUACAAAAUAGUUCUGAAUCUCAGGCUUCCAAAGAAGUCCAGCAGAUUGCGGAAAAAGAAGUCGAACAUGAUAUUGAUGAUGAAUUUGAAGGAGCUUCUUUAUGCACGACUAAAGAUGAUGCUGAACACAUGGAUUUUGAGAACAGUGGAGAUUUCUGGCUCCCUCCUGAACCAGAAGAUGAGGAAGAUGAAAGGGAACAACUUCUGUGCGAUGAUGAAGAUGAUGAGGACCCCACUGGGGAAUGGGGAUAUUUUCGUAAUUCAAGCAGCUUCGGGAGUGGGGAAUAUAGGAGCAGGGAUAAAUCGAACGAGGAACACAAGAAGGCUAUGAAAAAUGUGGUUGAUGGCCAUUUCAGGGCUUUAGUAUCUCAGCUUUUGCAGGUGGAGAACCUUCUUUCAGGAGGGGAUAAUGACAAAGAGUCUUGGUUAGAUAUAAUAACAUCAUUGUCAUGGGAGGCUGCUACAUUAUUAAAACCUGAUACAAGCAAGGGUGGGCAAAUGGACCCCGGAGGGUAUGUAAAGGUAAAACGUUUAGCUUCUGGGCGUCGCAGUGACAGUAUGGUGGUCAAAGGAGUUGUUUGCAAGAAGAAUGUGGCGCAUCGGCGGAUGACAUCAAAAAUAGAGAAACCUCGUUUACUGAUCCUUGGAGGGGCUCUUGAGUACCAGCGGGUUUCUAAUGCCCUUUCGAGUUUUGAUACACUGUUGCAGCAGGAAAUGGAUCAUCUUAAGAUGGCUGUUGCUAAGAUAGAUGUUCACAAUCCUGAUAUUCUUUUGGUAGAGAAAUCUGUUUCACGAUAUGCUCAAGAGUACCUUCUUGCAAAAGACAUAUCACUUGUUCUAAAUAUCAAAAGGCCACUUUUGGAGCGUAUAGCGCGCUGCACAGGUGGUCAAAUAGUUCCGUCUAUAGACAGUCUAUCCUCACUGAAAUUGGGAUAUUGUGACAUGUUCCAUGUUGAGAGGUUUUCAGAAGAGCAUGGCACAGCUGGGCAAGGUGGAAAGAAGCUGGUGAAGACACUGAUGUAUUUUGAGGGUUGUCCAAAGCCAUUGGGUUGCACUAUAUUACUUCGAGGUGCCAGUGGGGAUGAGUUGAAGAAAGUGAAACAUGUUGUACAAUAUGGAGUAUUUGCAGCGUAUCACUUAGCUUUAGAGACAUCUUUUCUUGCUGAUGAGGGUGCCUCUCUGCCAGAAUUUCCAUUAAACUCUCCAAUAACAGUUGCACUUCCAGACAAGUCAUCAGCCAUUCACAGGUCCAUCUCAAUGAUACCUGGUUUUGCAGUCCCUGCUAAUGAAAAUAGUCUGGGACCUCAAACUGUUGGCGAACCUCAGAGGUCGAAAAGUGUCCCUGAUUCAGAUUUAGUCAAGUUCUCAAGUGUUUCUACACAUGAAAUUCAAAUUGUACAGACGAAUAACCUUCUUCCUCCUGUGAUGAGCUCUCAGCACACCAAACCCCUCGUCGCAUCUUUUGUGCAAGGCAUUCAGAAUCCUUCCUUCACUGAGCCCUCUUCAUUUCAUGCAUCAGGAAAAGAAUUUGUCGUAGAUUUGAGAAAGACUUCAGGGGGAGAAACUUCUGAAGCAGACAGCAUAUUGGAUGCCAAAAAAGAUCAUCACGUAGCUGAUAAUUUGGGUGAUUCAAACAUCAACAACAUGCAAAAUGAUUGCGAUACAAACCCUAGUUCAAAUCCAUCAGCUUUGCAACUUGAUGGAAAACACAUUCUUGAAGAACAAGCAAUGUUAAAAGAUGAGUUUCCUCCAUCCCCUUCUGACCAUCAAAGCAUCUUGGUUUCCCUAUCAUCGCGAUGUGUCUGGAAAGGAACUGUCUGUGAACGAUCCCAUCUUUUCCGGAUCAAAUACUAUGGAAAUUUUGACAAGCCAUUGGGCCGGUUUCUUCGGGAUCAUUUAUUUGAUGAGAGUUCUAGGUGUCGUUCAUGUGAGAUGCCCUCUGAAGCUCAUGUCCAGUGUUUUACUCAUCGACAAGGCACCCUUACGAUCUCAGUUAAGAGAGUGUCAGAAAUUCUUUUACCUGGUAAAACAGAAGGAAAGAUUUGGAUGUGGCAUAGGUGCCUGCGGUGUCCACGAAGUAAUGGCUUCCCUCCAGCAACUCGAAGGGUUAUUAUGUCUGAUGCUGCUUGGGGAUUGUCUUUUGGAAAGUUUUUAGAGCUAAGUUUUUCAAACCAUGCGGCUGCUAGUAGAGUGGCAAGCUGUGGCCAUUCUUUACAUCGAGACUGUCUUCGUUUUUAUGGAUUUGGCCAAAUGAUUGCUUGCUUUCGUUAUGCAUCAAUUGAUGUUCACUCUGUAUACCUUCCUCCCCCUAAACUUGAUUUUAACUAUGAAGGUCGGGAGUGGAUGCAAAAUGAACUGCAUAAGGUAGCAGGACGGGCUAAACUUUUGUUCUCUGAAGUGCUCAAUGCUCUCUCUAUUUUGGCAGAAAAAAAAUCUGGCUUUGGUUCGCUCAAUAUUGGCAUGAAAUUACCUGAAUCAAGACGCCAGAUAACAGAUUUAGAAGGGAUAUUGCAGAAAGAAAAGGCAGAAUUCGAGGAAACCCUUCAGAAAAUUUUGAACAGGGAGGCAAAAAAGGGCCAACCAAUCAUUGAUAUUUUUGAGAUCAAUCGACUACAAAGACAACUAGUCUUCCAGUCUUAUGUGUGGGACCAUCGCCUGAUAUAUGCAGCCAGUUUAAAUGAGAAGGAUGAACAGGAUGAUUUGGAUGUCAGCAAUUCAGAACCUAUUGAGAAAUCCAUUGGUGUCAAUGAGAGCAUUUUUGAUACAAUCAUCCCUAUUAAGAGAGGCAGUCCUGAUUCUGUUCCUGCAGAUGCAAAUCCUGGCAAAAACCAUGAUCAAGGGUUAAGCAAUAGGUACAACAGCCAUCCUGAAGUAGUUCAUCGAAGAAUUGAUGUGGGUAUUGACUCCAAUUAUGGAUAUGUAAAUCCAUCAACGCUUCCUAUCGGGACAAAGUCCUUUGAUGAAUUAGAUCUCCUGGAAUCUAAUGUUGCUGUUCGUAGAACCCUCUCUGAUGGACAGUUCCCUAUUUGUUUAUCAGACACUCUUGAUGCAGCGUGGACCGGUGAAAAUCACCCAGGUGUUGGAGUACCUAUGAAUAAUAACUUACCUGAACUAUUUGAAGCACAUUCUUCAAACACUGCUGGAGUGGCAGAAGAGUUGGACGUGGAAGACCAUGGGGAUAAUCUGAGCGUGUCUAAGGUGUCUCAACUGCCUUUCAUAUUGCCUACUAAAGGCUCUGAUAUUAUGGAAGAUACAGUGAGCUGGUUGGGAGUGUCUUUUAUAAGUAUCUACAAGUCAUUAAACAUUUUUUUGGGGACUGAUCAGAAACUGGAUACACUCCGUGAAUAUAAUCCAGUGUACAUAUCAUCAUUUCGGGAAUCGGAAUUCCAGGGUGGAGCCAAGUUGCUUCUGCCUGUAGGGGUUAAUGACACUGUCGUUCCAGUCUAUGAUGAUGAGCCCACAAGUAUUAUAUCUUAUGCACUCGUGUCACCUGCAUAUCUUGUGCAGCUGUCUGAUGAGCUUGAGAGACCAAAGGACACUGCAGACUCAAUGUUUUCUUUUGUAGAUGAUGGACCCACUGGGAAGGUAAAAUAUACAGUUACUUGUUACUCUGCAAAACGUUUUGAAGCCUUGAGGAGGAUAUGUUGUCCAUCCGAGAUGGAUUUCGUCAGAUCACUUAGUCGUUGUAAGAAAUGGGGAGCCCAAGGUGGCAAGAGCAAUGUCUUUUUUGCAAAAACCUUGGAUGAUCGAUUCAUCAUUAAGCAAGUGACAAAGACUGAGCUGGAAUCAUUCAUCAAGUUUGCUCCUGGAUAUUUUAAGUAUCUUUCCGAAUCAAUUGGCUCAGGUAGCCCAACAUGCCUGGCAAAGAUCCUUGGGAUAUAUCAGGUUACAUCAAAACAUCUCAAAGGAGGAAAGGAAUCAAAAAUGGAUGUGUUGGUUAUGGAGAAUCUUCUGUUUGGUAGAAAUCUUACACGGCUAUAUGAUCUAAAAGGAUCUUCCAGGUCUCGGUACAAUCCUGAUUCUAGUGGAAGUAACAAGGUUUUGCUGGAUCAGAACUUGAUUGAAGCUAUGCCUACUUCUCCUAUUUUUGUUGGGAAUAAAGCCAAGAGAUUGUUGGAGAGAGCUGUCUGGAAUGAUACUGCUUUUCUCGCAUCUAUAGAUGUAAUGGAUUACUCACUUCUAGUUGGGGUUGAUGAAGAGAAGCAAGAGCUUGUUGUUGGGAUUAUUGACUUCAUGAGACAGUACACUUGGGACAAGCACCUCGAGACUUGGGUGAAGACGACAGGCAUACUUGGUGGCCUGAAGAAUGCUUCCCCAACCGUAGUUUCGCCAAAGCAAUACAAGAAGAGGUUCAGGAAAGCAAUGACUACAUAUUUUCUGAUGGUUCCCGAUCAAUGGUCACCUCCUACAAUCAUUCCUAGUAAGUCACAGACAGAUUUAUGCGAAGAGAGCGCAGAAGGUGUUACCUCUACCGAGUAAAUUCUGUUUACUUGUAAAUUUGAACCUACUAGUUGGGAAUUGAAUAUAUUUCUUUUUCCUAUUUUUCAAAAUUUUUUAUUUUAUUUUAGGAGGCAGUUCCAUUUGGUUUUUCCUUACAAUGAGAAUUCGAGAUUAUUUCAACCAGGCUGCUAUUCCCAUGGAAAAUCUCCUCAUAAAGAUAUUAAAUGAUGUUACCCAUAAAGUUUUUGUACAAUCUCUCUCUCUUAGAAUUCUCGAGUUGUAUAUGAAUUGGAAUAAGUAAGUGCAAUUUUUGUGUAAUACUUGAGGUUCAAAAAUUUCUUUUAA